GUUCUGGGGUGCCUGGCUAAUGGUUCUUACAUUUGCUCGCCGUGUUCACAAACAAAUUGUGUUAAGGGUGACUGGCGAUCGUAAUGCAGCAAGUGAGAGGCAAAAAUCGUCAUGGCUACAGCGAUUGCAGGUUCCCAAUGGGAUUCAAAUGGGGCGAAGAUGCUGGCCACUCCAUCAGAUGGUCAUUUUUGAAGCCCAGUUUCAUCAAGUACUCCUCUGACUUCCUGGCAGCAUGUGGUGGAACUUUGUCAUGCAUGAACAUCAUUCUUCACCCUAAUGCCCCUGGCUUAUUGUUGUACAACAAAGUUGUUUUUCUUAAAUUUAAUGUAAGCGCUUUCAGUCAAACUUCCACAUUCAAGAACUUGCCAAUGACUAAUCAGCUCACCACCACUUAUCUGUGCCCAAGACGUCACACCAUCUCCUCCUUGCUGACGUCUCAGGCUGAGAGGAGGAGAUCUGUUAUUUUUGACCUAACCGUCCAUAGAAAACUGAUCAGUGAACAGCAAGGCUUCGCAAUUUUUUGGGGCCACUCCAGACACCUCAUUUUAUGGCUGUCUUUCAACGAAGAUAGAAGAUCUGGCCUUCCUUAUUUUUCCAAGGUGGUGGAGUAUCCUGUACGUUUAUUGUCAUCAGUAACGAAUUUUGAGAAAGAGACAUUGGAGAAAGACUACUUCAAGAUGAUGACGGACAUGAUCGUGCUGUGCUUGGUUCUGGCUGUCUCCUUGGCUCUCUGGGUCGUUUCUAUGACAGCCAGCACAUAUUAUGGCACGCUGCAGCCGGUGUCCCCCUGGCGCUGGUUGUUUUCCAUGCUGGUCCCUAUUAUUCUUGUCACACGUGCCGUCAAGCGGAAAAGCCUCGACCACAGUGGUGCGUUAGGAGCAAUGCUGGUUGGAUUCCUUCUAACGAUGGCCAACUUGAGUUUCUUCUCCUCCUUGCUGGCAUUUUUCAUAACAUCCUCGAAACUCACCAGAUGGCGGCAAGAUGUUAAAAAGCGCAUCGAUUCCGAAUAUAAGGAAGGUGGCCAGAGGAAUUGGAUACAGGUGUUCUGCAAUGGGGGCAUGCCUGCCGAGCUGGCCCUGCUCUACAUGAUCGAGGUGGGCCCUGGGGAGAUACCGAUAGACUUUGGCAAGCAGUAUACCGCCAGUUGGAUGUGCCUCGCCCUGCUGGGGGCGCUGUCCUGCAGUGCAGGAGACACCUGGGCCUCAGAGGUGGGGCCCGUUCUCAGCAGAAACUCCCCCAGACUCAUCACCUCCUGGAAGGUGGUCCCGCCAGGUACAAAUGGAGGAGUCACCCCUGUAGGCCUAGUGGCAAGCCUUCUGGGUGGGAUGACAGUGGGUGUGGCUUACUUCAUCUCGCAGAUCUUAUUCGCUAGGGAUUUGAAUCUGGCUGCCCCUCAGUGGCCAAUCAUUGUGUUUGGGGCUGCAGCUGGGCUGACUGGAUCACUUCUGGAUUCUUUCCUUGGAGCCAGCAUGCAGUACUCAGGUUAUGAUGAAAGCACUGGAAAGGUUGUGAACCAUGAGUCUAGGACUGCUAAACACAUCUGUGGAAAACCCAUUCUGGACAACAAUGCUGUGAAUCUGUUCUCUUCCAUCCUCAUUGCCUUGGUUAUGCCUGGCAUCGCAUGGGGCAUCUGGCCUAGACAAUAAAAACUUAAGCAACCAAUGGAUGGUCAAAAAUCAGUUUCCAUAGAAUAUAGAGGUGCUGUAUUGAAACCUUUUCUUCUGUGAGAAGAUUUGUGCAGUAUUCUCUUUUCAAGUCUUACUAUUGUAUAUUGAACCUGGAAAGAGUGACUUAGUCUAAAACUGAAAAGCAGAAUUUUUUUUUUUUAUUCUGCUGUUUUCUGCAUUGUCUUAUGUCAAAAGAAGGCUUGUCAAAUGGAUCCAUGACCUCAUUGAUUCAUCUGAUUACUGCAUAGUAAUAUUUACAUUACCUUAUGAUAAAUAAAUCACCAGCACUUUGUUAAUAUUGUAUUAAGUUUGUUUAAUGGAAGUAAUAUAUUUAUAUACUGGUGUUUGUAAUGUUUCCUAAAAGAAUGUGAAUGGACAGGUAGAGUGUUGGUGGUCUAGUGGUUAGGACGCUUGCCUCUGGACCAAGAGAUGGUGGAGUUCCACCUCUGGCUCUACCAUCGUUGAGUCCCUGAGCAAGACCCUUAACUCUAACUUGCUCCAGGGAGAGUGUCUGCUAAAUGCUGUAAAUGUAAAUGGAUACACCUCUGUUUACUAAUAUAUUUGCAUACUAGUGCUUUCCAGGACUUAACCACCAUGCUGAUCUUCAUUAUUCAAUAUGUGCAUAAAUCAUAAGUUUUAUAUUCUGGUCAUUUUGUGAAGCAAACAAUGUAACUUUAUUUUCAGUUCAAUGUGUCCCCAUCACCCUGAACAGAGUAAGGGAUUGGAAGACAGAUGGAUUUGUCUGAGUUGGUACUGUUAACAUUUUUAGUAAAUCUUUGUUGUUGAAAAUAACUAUACAAAACAUAUAGUUACUUUAACAAUUUUAGUGGAAUUAAUCCAUUUCCAUGUGAUAUGAAGUCAGUAAACACACAGCUUACUGUAUCUUGUAUAGUCAUUUGUUAGCCAAAAAGUUACCGUAAUACCAUACUUUCAGUAAGUGAAAUGGAAAAUAUUACCGUGUAACGAAAAGUAUAUUAAAAUAGCACUUUUGGCAUACUACCCCUUACCCUGUCUUGAUCUUUAAGUAAUUGCCUUCCUUUCAACACCAUUUACUGGCUGAUUGUGCAAUGCUUUAGUUCCAGCAUCAGAGACUGUAACAUGAGUGGGUGGACGUUGGACCCUGCGGAUAACGUGUCCUUCUGAAAAGUAGGCGGAAGCUCAAGGUCGGCUGUUAAAAUUCCUCAAUGUGGGGUUGUUGCUCUCUGCCUGGUAAUGGAAACUUUUACAUAGAAUCACAAAAUCCGUUACUCGCUCUGAUUUAUUUGCUGCCCACAACUAUACCAGUGGCAGAAUGACCGUAGUUCAAAAUGUGUAGCGUUAUAAAUAAAUAGAUUUAAUCAAUAUAUUUCGUUUUUGUUUUCAUAACUGACCCGCUGAACUUGCUCUACUGCUGCUGCAAACCAUUCAUUAAUACGUUUUACUUAUUCAUGUUCAUUCAAACGUAUACAUCUGCACGCAUCUUUUUGGUCAACGAGCGACACGGUGAUCCGUUUGUAAAAUUCUCCCUUGAAUAGGUGAAAUAAAGCACACAAUUCAGCCGCCAUUUUUACAAUUCUUGUGAACUUCUUAAAAGCACGCUAGUCGUCCAGUUAAUUGUAUUCAAAGUAUUUCGUCUGUUCAGACAAGCCAGCUUAACCCGUUUGACCCGAAAACUACCGAAAGGUCCCUAAAGCCCUGCGGCUCCAGCCAAUCAUUUUAUCGCGUUUGAAAUACGGCUCACGCCGAGGCUGCAGCCAAUCAGAUCCUGCUAUUUUAAACACGUCACACGGCGCCACCUUCGAAAUGCUUUGUUGAUAGACAGAAGGCGCAAUGCUGUUAAACAGAUGAGACGAGAGAGAUUUAGCAGUACAAGUGAAUAAGUUGCAGAAUUACUACUCGACGGUAAGAAAAUGAAUUCGGGAAAAGCACUACAGACAGCUGCUCACCCGAACCAGCAGCCACCAACGCCAAGCUUUGCGAAGAGAAAGAAGGCACAAGAAACGUAAGUCUUGAAACAGACAUCAGAAGUCCGACAGACAGCAUGAUGUCUCCAUGUACACGCAGACUAAUGAAGAAAGUGACUAAGGACGUGCAAUCUUUACCACCUGUGCCUGUGUUUACUGCAGAAGACAAGGAAAACACUCCCUCAUGAAUAUCUUGCAUCUAAUGAAUGGAUGUCUCAAUAUUUAACCCGCUUGCAUUUUGCUCUUGAUGUGUGAAAUUGCUGGUAGUCUCGGGUGCAUCAAACUAGUUUGGUAUAGACACAAAAGGCUCUGGCUGUUUGUUUCAGAAUCCUUAAUCCACACUGAUAGUUAUCCAGUGUUCUGUGCUUUGUAGUUAUGACUCAUAUCUGCAUAUGGCUUGGAAUGGUGCACAGCCAAAAGGCCUGGUGCCAAAUGUCAUUAAGCGUUGAACCCCUUAUAUAAUUUAACCGCUGCUUAUCGCAUCAGGUAAAAUUCUGAUGGUACCUAUGCUUCUGCUGUAACUGGUGAUUGAUUAAUAAUCAAAGGAAAAUUACGGUGUUAGUGCUUUUAGCAGUCUUUGGUGUUAUCUGAUUGGAGCGUGAAAUGUCGUAUGGGUUGUUGGUACUAUGUAGGCCCCUUUGAUCUAAAGGCACUUAAAUGGGCUUUUGGGGGCUGUUGUUCUGUUGGGAGGGGGGCAGCUGGAAAGCCUAGUUAGUGUUAAGGGAGUUUUUCUGCAUUGCAAACUGCAUUUCUGAGACUGAAUGCUACCCAACUAAUGUUCAAUUUGCACACUGUUAAACUGCCUAUGUAUGAUUUUGCCACACACUAUAUCCUUUCCUAAGGAAAAUAAAGUUAAUAUAUUUAUUAGCAACUUGGGAUAAUCAUUUUGUCCACUUAAUGUGCAGCUUUGGUGUACUAUAACAAGCUUGACUCUUGAUUUUACUCUACUGCCCAAAGAAAUUGUAAAUAUCUCUUACUGGCUGGAUUGUUGUAAUAAAACUGUUCAACGGA
This is a messenger RNA of Paramormyrops kingsleyae, 4621 nucleotides long. The record is from RefSeq and is a predicted model, not a curated record. NCBI's taxonomy places the organism in Eukaryota, Metazoa, Chordata, Actinopteri, Osteoglossiformes, Mormyridae.